GCCUGGUUGUUGUGCGGGAUUAUUUCAAUGUAACCUUCGGCUCUGUUGUAGAGUAGGUGGCACCAUGGAAGUUGUUGCCAACAACGGUUAACACCACUGAAGAAGAACAGCUGACGUCAUCUUGUAUGUGCGUAUGAAAUAAAUAACGUUUCCAAGGGAAGUGUGCUUCCUCCAGUCCAGGGUAAGGAGGUUGCUACCUGGCGGGUCUGUCUGUUAGUAUGUCGUCCAGAAGAGAACAGACUUCCAGGUCUCUUUUAGUCGGCCUGCUGGUUGUACUGCUCAGUGACGCCAUCUCCUUUGCACACGCUAGUAAGAGUUUUGAAGAUGUGCGCUGCAAGUGUAUCUGCCCACCCUACAGGAACAUCACCGGACACAUCUACAGCAGGAAUGUCUCCCAGAAAGAUUGUAAGUGCCUCCAUGUGGUGGAGCCCAUGCCAGUGCCGGGCCAUGAUGUGGAGGCCUACUGUCUGCUGUGUGAGUGCAAGUAUGAAGAACGCAGCAGCAACACCAUCAAGGUGACCAUCCUCAUCUACCUGUCAGUAGUGGGCUCCCUCCUCCUCUACAUGCUGUUCCUGCUGCUGGUUGACCCUCUGAUCCGUAAACAUGACCCCUAUAUCCAGCCCCUUCACAACGACGAGGACUCUGAGGACAUGCGGCCGCAGCCUGAGGGUGGCAGCGCUGCUCAGGGAGGCAGAAGUAACACCGUACUGGAGAGGGUCGAGGGGGCACAGCAGCGGUGGAAAAAGCAGGUCCAGGAACAGCGCAAGACUGUCUUUGACCGACACAAGAUGCUUAGUUAAACCCCAAUGGCUGGCUUCAGAUCAGAGGCUAGUCACCUCCUGAGCGUUGUCCACAUCUGCUGCUGUUAUACUGUCAUUAGCUACAUCGUUGUUGUUCAGGAUUUCAGUUCCUUUGCCAUUUCAAUACAUUCCCAGCACCUUUAGGACAGCUUAUGUACAGUAAUGCUGUUUGGAAUGAUGGCUGGCCCAAAUUGUCCUUUGUUUCCAAAAUGGUGGUUGCAGUCAUGACUCCAAAGCUUAAGAAUACAGAUGUGAUAGAUGUGUACCAAAUGAGGAGUAUAAGAAAACAGAUGUGAUAGAUGUGUACCAAAUGAGGAGUAUAAGAAAACAGAUGUGAUAGAUGUGUACCAAAUGAGGAGUAUAAGAAAACAGAUGUGAUAGAUGUGUACCAAAUGAGGAGUAUAAGAAAACAGAUGUGAUAGAUGUGUACCAAAUGAGGAGUAUAACAAAACAGCAUAAUGCAAGUUGCAUCUU
This is a messenger RNA of Oncorhynchus gorbuscha (pink salmon), 1274 nucleotides long. RefSeq names its product proton-transporting V-type ATPase complex assembly regulator TMEM9-like. NCBI's taxonomy places the organism in Eukaryota, Metazoa, Chordata, Actinopteri, Salmoniformes, Salmonidae. The transcript has 7 exons. Gene Ontology annotation, cellular component: lysosomal membrane. The record is from RefSeq and is a predicted model, not a curated record. The coding region runs from base 219 to 800 and encodes 193 amino acids.